GGAGGAGCGCACGGGAGCUGGAGCCGCGGACCGGUGAGCUGUCCUUAUCGUCCCAACCCCUGCGCAGGCCCACAGCGGGCCCUGCUGAUCCCCCUCCAGAGCCCGGCUAGGAUUUCAGAGUUGGAGAGGACAGCGCCAUGAAGAGCCUGCUGCUGUGUGUGGCCCUGCUGCUGGCCCAGGAGGAUGGAUGGGUUCUAGGGGACCAGCUGGUCUCCGACAGUGAGCUCCAGGAAAUGUCUACCCAGGGGAGCAAGUACAUUAAUAAGGAAAUCCAAAAUGCUGUCAAGGGGGUCAAGGAGAUAAAGAACCUAAUAGAAAAAACAAAUGAAGAGCGCAAGUCCCUGCUGAGCACCUUAGAGGAAGCGAAGAAGAAGAAAGAGGAUGCCCUAGAGGAGACCAGAGAUUCUGAGAUGAAACUGAAGGCGUUCCCGGAAGUGUGUAAUGAGACUAUGACGGCUCUCUGGGAAGACUGCAAGCCCUGUCUGAAGCAGACCUGCAUGAAGUUCUAUGCACGUGUCUGCAGAAGUGGCUCGGGCCUGGUUGGCCGCCAGCUUGAGGAGUUCCUGAACCAGAGCUCUCCCUUCUACUUCUGGAUGAAUGGCGACCGCAUUGACUCCCUCCUGGAAAGUGACCGGCAGCAGAGCCACAUCCUGGACGCCAUGCAGGACAGCUUCAAUCGGGUGUCCGGCAUCAUGGACACACUCUUCCAGGACAGGUUCUUCACCCACGAGCCCCAGGACACUCACUACUUCUCACCCUUCAACUUCCCCCACAGGCGGCCACACUUCCUCUAUCCCAAGUCUCGCCUGGUCCGCAGCAUCCUGCCCCUCUCCCCAUACGGGCCCCUGGGCUUCCACGACAUGUUCCAGCCCUUCUUCGAAAUGAUACACCAGGCCCAGCAGGCCAUGGACCCUCAGUUCCACAGACCAGCCUUCCAGCCCCUCGACAUGGAUUUCAUGAGAGAAGGUGCCGAUAACCGCACUGUGUGCAAGGAGAUCCGCCACAACUCCACCGGCUGCCUGAAGAUGAAGGACCAGUGCGAGAAGUGCAAGGAGAUCUUGUCUGUGGACUGUUCCACCAACAACCCAGCUCAGGCACAGCUGCGGCAGGAGCUGAAUGAUUCCCUCCAGGUCGCCGAGUUGUUGACCCAGAAGUACAACGAGCUGCUCCAGUCCUACCAGAGCAAGAUGCUCAGCACCUCAUCCCUGCUGGAGCAGCUGAACAACCAGUUUAGCUGGGUCUCCCAGCUGGCUAACCUCACCCAGGGCGAAGACCCUGCCUACCUCCGUGUCUCCACAGUGACGACCCACACUUCUGACUCCGACACCCCAGCCCGUGUCACUGAGGUGGUGGUGAAGCUCUUUGACUCCGAUCCUAUCACUGUGGUCAUGCCAGAGGAGGUCUCCAGGGACAACCCUACAUUUAUGGACACUGUGGCUGAGAAAGCACUGCAGGAAUACCGCAGGAAGAAGCGAGAGGAGUGAGAUGUGAGCAUCGCUUUUCUACGUAUGAGGGGGUGUCAUAGCAGCUCCCCCAAGAUGAGCCACAGCCCCCCAGAGAGAGCUCUGCAUGUCUCCGUGUGACUAGGCCCCCACCCCACCCGGCCUCUCCUCCCUCUGGAUUCUCACACUAAUGCCUGUGUUUGCCGCCUGUGGGAAGAUCUGCUUCCGCAUGCAACUAACCCAAUAAAACUGCCUUGAGCUGAGCGCUCCAGUUCCUCCA
This is a messenger RNA of Heterocephalus glaber (naked mole-rat), 1722 nucleotides long. RefSeq names its product clusterin (gene Clu). Gene Ontology annotation, biological process: positive regulation of proteasomal ubiquitin-dependent protein catabolic process; regulation of apoptotic process. The record is from RefSeq and is a predicted model, not a curated record. NCBI's taxonomy places the organism in Eukaryota, Metazoa, Chordata, Mammalia, Rodentia, Bathyergidae. Gene Ontology annotation, molecular function: misfolded protein binding. Gene Ontology annotation, cellular component: nucleus.